AAUGAUCUCAUGAAAAGUGUGCUUGAUGUGUUGAAGGGAGAGCCACAGUGUACCAAACUUCUUACAGUUGUGCAGGAGACUAUUGUUUUAAAUGAAAAAAAGCCAAAAAUAUACGUAAUUACUCCAACAUAUGCAAGACCAGUUCAAAAGGCAGAAUUAACUAGAUUAUCACAUACUCUAUUACUUGUACCUAAUAUUCAUUGGAUUGUUGUGGAAGAUUCUGUAAAUAAAACAGCUUUAGUGGUUAAUUUGUUGCAAAAGUCAAAAUUGUCAUAUACACAUUUGUAUACACCAACUCCAUUGCCUAUGAAAAUGUCAAAAGAUGAUCCCAGCUGGCUGAAACCUAAAGGUGUUUUGCAACGAAAUUUAGCCUUGAGUUGGCUGAGGAAACAUGCACUCUCUUCGGAAAAAGGGGUUGUAUAUUUUGCUGAUGAUGACAAUACUUAUGAUUUGGAUCUUUUCGAAGAAAUGAGGUAUACUGAAAGAGUUUCUGUAUGGCCUGUAGGACUUGUUGGUGGUCUAAUGGUUGAAAAGCCACUAGUAAAAAAUGGAAAAGUUACUGGUUGGAAUACUAUUUGGAAACCAAACAGGCCAUUUCCUCUUGACAUGGCAGGUUUUGCAGUAAAUGUUACUUUGUUACUGCAACAUCCAGAAGCAGCGUUUAGUCUAUCUGUUCCUCGAGGAUACCAAGAAAGUAAACUUCUGAAAGAUUUAGUUAAAAUUGAACAGCUUGAACCAAAAGCCAACAAUUGCACCAAGGUUCUAGUUUGGCAUACAAGAACAGAAUAUCCAAAAUUAAAGCAGGAAUGGAAAUUAAAAACACGAUCUGAUUUCGGCAUAGAAGUUUGAUGUGUUAAAGUCAUAGAAGUUGAAGUAUAUUAUGUACAUAAUUGUUAUAUUAUUAAAUUGUUUUGUUACAUAUGUCUAUUAAAUUUAUUCAGUUAAAUAUUGUAUUGAUGG
Messenger RNA from Uloborus diversus, 960 nucleotides. Its product is annotated as galactosylgalactosylxylosylprotein 3-beta-glucuronosyltransferase 3-like. The transcript is spliced from 4 exons. Gene Ontology annotation, cellular component: Golgi membrane. Gene Ontology annotation, molecular function: galactosylgalactosylxylosylprotein 3-beta-glucuronosyltransferase activity. Lineage: Eukaryota; Metazoa; Arthropoda; Arachnida; Araneae; Uloboridae. Gene Ontology annotation, biological process: carbohydrate metabolic process; chondroitin sulfate proteoglycan biosynthetic process. The record is from RefSeq and is a predicted model, not a curated record. The annotation marks the transcript as partial.